UCAAGUCUUCCACCACUCCACCAUUCGGUAUCCACCGAGUGUCGAGUCUUCCACCACUCCACCACUCCAUCGACCACCGACCCACCGGGCAAAGGAGGUAGAGACAAAGAAGCUAGAGUAUGCCGAGUCCACUCUUGCUUCCAGUGCAAAGGAGGUAGAGACAAAGAAGCUAGAGUAUGCUUAG
This is a messenger RNA of Dovyalis caffra, 184 nucleotides long. The record is from the annotation of a GenBank genome assembly. NCBI's taxonomy places the organism in Eukaryota, Viridiplantae, Streptophyta, Magnoliopsida, Malpighiales, Salicaceae.